GUCCGAUCUGACAGCAGAAAACAUUUGCUGACAAGGAAAUGCUGGUACCUCUUGUUUUUGAUCACUGAUAUAAACUACACCUUGACUGACUUAAAAUACACUACUGCAGAACUCAGGAAACUACAUAAUAUCAUCACCCACAGAAUUGUGAAAAUGCAAUACUGCUAACAUAAAAACAGUUAUGUAAUCACAUGUUUUAGCUAGUUGUUGGAAUGUUAAAUUUGCUUUUGAUCUAAUAAAAGAAAAAAAAAGUUGAGAGUACCUGAAUGCUACACAUCCAAUUGCGCCUUUACAUACAUUAAAAUAACCUGCUGGUGACGUUAAUUAGUUUAGCAGGUAGCAAUUGGUUAUGGCCUCUGGAAGCAGUUCUGAAGGUGAAUGUGGCAGUAAAAGGGAGUCUAGGAUUAAAAAUCCUCGAUUUAAACAGACAGAAAACAAUCUGUUAAUUCAACUAUGUUUGCAAUACAAACAAAUAUUGUUUAAAUCAGGCCAUGGUGCUGCAGCCAAAAAGAAAAAACUCUGGCAGAAAAUAAGUAAUGAUGUUUCUGCAUUAGGGUUUCACAAAAGGCAAAGUAGAGAGUGCCAAAAACGCUGGUAUGAUAUACGUACAGCGAUUAAAAAUAAACAUUUUUCAUUCAACUUGAGACUUAAAAAUGCUGGAGAAGCUGCUUGCUCACCAUUAACCUCUAUUGAAAAAGCCAUAUGCUCAACCUUUGAUAUCCGUGGGGAAGAAAUCUCCAGAGGGGUAGGCGUAGCUGAACCUAAAAAAGCAAAAAAAAUAUUUAUUCCAUCAUCUCACUUGUCCUUGCGUGAAAAUGAAGAGACAGUUAAGAACCAGUCUGAUGACAGCAAUGAAUCUUUUGCAGCCUGCACCACAGACUUACAUGUUGAAUAUGUACAAACUGACAGUGAGACUACAAUGCCCAGAAAAGACAAAGAGGAUGAUGAGCUGCUAAAUCAGGAACAAACCACGUCAAUGACCGAGAGCUCUGAAUGGGAUCUGUCUACACAUGAAAAUAAACCAAAUCUAGAAGCAUUUGGGGAAAUUACAUCAGACCAAUUAUCAAAUCCUACUGAAAAAAUUGCAUCAAUGCAGGCUGGUUUAAUUAAAGAAAUACAAGAUGUUAAAGAGCUCAUAACUGUACAUUCCUCAGCACAAAAUGCACAUCUGGAAAUAAUAGCUUGCCAGUUAACCAGAAUUGCAGAUAUCAUGGACAAACGCAGUAUAUCGACAAACAAAGCAACUCAGACAUAGCGAACUGAGCUACCAUAACAUGCAAGUUUAUCCACAUAUCAAAAAGAAUCUGCGGCAGGAAAUGAUAAAAUGGUGAUUUAUGGAAUAAGUCAAGAGCAAGGUCUCGCAUUUAAGAAUAAACAUCUGUUGAGAUGACAUGAAAAGUGGUAGUGCAUGUGGGCGAAGAGGUGGAGAAGGUAAUUGAGGACGUUGAGAGGGAGAAUUUGAAUGUGAUUCAUUUAUUAGCAGGUAACAUAUCUCUCCAAUUCUAGCCUGAACAGACUCGUUUUUUAUCCUAGCAUAAGGGUUUGAAUGUAUAACAAAUUAAUAAUAAAAAUUGAGUUUUUGAAUGCCUUUAUGUUUUGACCAUUGACCUUGAUUUUAUGCAUGUUGAAAAAAAAAAAAAAAAAAAAAAAAACCCACUGAUGAAAUAUGUUUAGUUUUUGUAUUAAGUCAUUUUAUGGAACCUAUGACUGGGAAGGAAAACUAACAGAUAUUUUGUACUGCUACUUUAUAGGCCUAACCCAAGCCUCUAGAUGAAGAGUAGCAGAUGGGUUUCA
Messenger RNA from Polyodon spathula (Mississippi paddlefish), 1794 nucleotides. RefSeq lists its product as uncharacterized. Gene Ontology annotation, cellular component: nucleus. The transcript has 3 exons. The coding region runs from base 350 to 1255 and encodes 301 amino acids. Lineage: Eukaryota; Metazoa; Chordata; Actinopteri; Acipenseriformes; Polyodontidae. The record is from RefSeq and is a predicted model, not a curated record.